Labeo rohita (rohu) is the source of this 3264-nucleotide messenger RNA. Its product is annotated as gastrula zinc finger protein XlCGF8.2DB-like. The record is from RefSeq and is a predicted model, not a curated record. Gene Ontology annotation, molecular function: DNA-binding transcription factor activity, RNA polymerase II-specific; RNA polymerase II cis-regulatory region sequence-specific DNA binding. NCBI's taxonomy places the organism in Eukaryota, Metazoa, Chordata, Actinopteri, Cypriniformes, Cyprinidae. Gene Ontology annotation, biological process: regulation of transcription by RNA polymerase II. The transcript has 2 exons. Bases 576 to 1517 code for a protein of 313 amino acids.
ACGUCACAGCGCUGCGCCGUAACCCUGCUGGAGAGGGUUUAGUAAUUUUGAGAUGAAAUGUGUUCCAACAAUACAUGACAGUGAACGUUUAAUGUCAGUCAUGUGCAUGAAGGUACACUGUUGUUAAUGUGGUGAUGUUUUGUACUGAUAUGAAGCGCUGACGGCAAAUGACGUGACAGUGGUGAGUGCAGCAUUAACUAUUAUUUGAAUACACAAAUGUUAAUUUGCAUAAAGGUAGAUGUUUCAUAUUCUGAAAAAAAAGGCAAAUUGGAGUAACAUAGCAGAUCUGCACCUUCUUUCCACAUAGCUUGUGUCAAUGCAAUUCCCAAAAUAAUGGUGGAAAAAUUCCCAUCAUCCUGCAAAUGAACUGGGCCAUAUGGAUUCAAGUAAAUCAGGAUUAAUCCAGAUGUAGUAAAUACAUUCUGUGUGACAUACCGUACUACUGCAAGAAUGGACGUUUUUUUAAAGAGAAGAGAGAAGAUAUGAGUGAUCCAGAAUGAAAGUGGAAGAUCUCGAGGAAAGGAAAGUCAACAGGAACAUCAGGAAAAUAUUUUAGACUGAAAAGAAACCAAAUAAUGGGAGGGAAAAAUUCAUUCACGUGUCCUCAUUGUGGAAGGAGCUUUGCGCGUAAAGUGCGUCUUGAAGAUCACAUAAGGACUCACACCGGAGAGAAGCCGUUCGUCUGCUCGCAGUGCGGGAAGUGUUUCAGACAGAAAGGAAACCUCAUGGGUCACAUGAGAAUCCACUCGGGAGCGACGCCGUUCCCCUGCCCUCACUGCGGCAAGACCUUCACACAGAAGAGGAGUCUGAAGGAUCACAUGCGGAUCCACACUGGAAAGAGUCCCUACAACUGCCAUCAGUGCAACAAGAGCUUCAUACAGAAAGGAACCCUUAACGCUCACAUGCGGAUUCACACCGGAGAGAGACCGUACGCGUGUCGGGAGUGCGGGAUGAGCUUCACACAACCCGGUAACUUAAAAAGACACGAGAGUAUUCAUUCAGAAGAAGAGCUGCACCAGUGCUCUCAGUGUGGAAAGACUUUCAACCAGGCAGUGAAACUCAAAAAUCACCUGCGAUCUCACACUGGAGAACGGCCGUUCAGCUGCGAACACUGCACUCAGAAGUUUUUUUUGGCCUCACACCUGAAAAAGCACUUAAAAACCCACGCGAACGAGAAGCCUUACUCGUGUACUUUUUGCGGGAAGAGUUUUUUAUGGCUGGACUAUUUUAAAGAGCACCAGAAAAUACACACGGGUGUGAAAGAUCACGUGUGUCCUGAGUGCGGCAAGGCUUUCAUUCGAGCUGGAGAUUUGGAGCGACACCACAGAAUCCAUACCGGAGAGAAACCCUACAAGUGCUCGCACUGUGAGCGGAGCUUCACUCAGCCGGGAACGCUGAAGAAACACAAGCGACUGCACGCCGGAGAGAAGCCGUACCCCUGCGCUUCAUGUCAGGAGAGUUUCAGCACGUCAAAAGACCUGCAGACUCACAGGAACAAGCACUGUCCAAACCCAUGAGCCAAGACUGAAAGAGAGAUUUCACAUGAGAGUCUGAAUAAUCUGUGCUGUUCAACAAAGAUAUUGUCUUUGUUAAUGCCACAAGUUCAUAGGUGCUUUUCUUUUUAUGUUGAGGAGGUGAAAUCAUGUAGAAUUAAAUAACUUUACACAGAUGGCACACCCGUGUUGGGAAGGUUACUUUGGGAAUGUAGUAGGUUACAGUUACUCUGUUUAAAAUGUAAUAAGUAGUGUAACUUUUCAAUUACUUUAUUAAUGUAAUAUCUCAUUUGAUUACUUUUUGAUUUUUUUUGUAAAAUCUUCAACCGUUAAUCAUUUUGAAACAUUUAAAGGACAGAGUUAACCUUACAGUAGCACUCAACACUGAUUACUGUCAGACUCUAAAAAUCCUUCAUCACUUGAAUUAAGAUUAUAAUAAGUAAGGGAUAGCAUACAUAUUUAUUUUAUGAUAACAACUGGCUGGAUGUACAUUAUCCCAUUUAUUACACAGCUGCUUACCACAAAAUGUAAAUAAUUUGACACAAAACACUGAUCUAAGUUGAAAUAAGUACUAGUACUUACAGUACUAGUUUGUUAGUUAUCUUAUAAUCCAUUACAGUGUACAAAACAAAACGGCAGCAGCUGCAUUUGUAUGAACAAUAGAGCAAGUCCACGAUACCAGGAUGACAGAAUUAAGAAAUUGCACACAUAAUAUUGAAUUGAGAUUUAUUAUUUUAUUAGCUAACCAAACACAAAGCUUCCACCAAGAAAAACAAUCAAACGUAUAACGCCGAUUAGUUUUCACCAGUUGUUAUUGGGGAAUAACAUACCUUGUCAUGACUGACCAAUCAGAAUCAAGCAUUCCACAGAGUCGUGUAAUUGUUUAAUUUAAAGCACAGCCACCACAAAUUCAGACUUAACACUUCUUAUUUACUUUGAGAUCAUUCUGAAGUUAAAUACAGAUUUAAAAUCAUAAGAAAUAGUUUAAUAGCUGUGAUACUGGUUUUAAAAUCAAAUGUUUGCAUAGUAAUGAGAGGAAACGCUGGCAUCUAACAGUGCCUUGGAAAAUGACAAUUACUCUUAAAAAAAAUAAAUGAUAUGCAUAAACCCAAAUAGGAAAUAAGACAGUUAUCGAAUAAGUAUGUGUCCUAAACCCCUAAACAUUGGUGUCUCGUUUUAGAGCAGUCAAUGCAAUUCAUGAAAGAAGUCAAUUAAAUCUGUAUGUGGGUGGGUGUGUGAAAAAAUGUAGAUGUACUCCCCCUGUGUAAUCAUUAACAUUUUCAGAAGUAACUGUAAUUAUACAUUUUCUCAGUAACUGUAACUAAUUACAGUUUCAGUUAUUUUGUAAUUAAAAUUACGUAAUUCUGUUACAUGUAAAUGCACCUAAAAUGCUUUGUGAUCAGAUCAUUCAUUGUGGUGUAAAUUCAGUGCUUUUUCAUUGUCAUCAUUCAGCUGUUACCCUGUAAAUAAUCACAAGUGGCACUUUAGGUAACUUAACUCUUGUUUUUCUUGUUGUUUUGCUCUUACAUUGUAAGGAUGACAGCAGACACUGCUCUCCUGCAAUUUACACAACAGAUUAAAUGAUCAAUUUUUAAAUAUUCACCCGAGUUAUUUGAAUUGAUUAAAUCUGGGCAGAGCUUGCUUGUUUGUUUUUAAUAUUUUGGCAAAUGUAAAAGCCUUUUCACACCAAAAGCUUCAGACUUUGAGAAAAGUGAAUUCAUGUCCGUACAGUAGACCGCAGAAGAAAAAAAUGUCAACUCUUCAGCAAUAA